Molecule: messenger RNA, 2267 nt
Organism: Medicago truncatula (barrel medic)
Lineage: Eukaryota; Viridiplantae; Streptophyta; Magnoliopsida; Fabales; Fabaceae
Product: probable protein phosphatase 2C 5
Exons: 8
Coding region: 249-1535 (428 amino acids)
Biological process (GO): protein dephosphorylation
Molecular function (GO): protein serine/threonine phosphatase activity
Source: RefSeq, a predicted model, not a curated record
UACCAAGAUUCUGUUUACCCAAAAACCAAAAAGACAACCUUUUUGUUAUUGUUUUCUUUCCUCUCAUAGUCUUUUUGUACCAAUCAAAUUACAUAAAAAGCUUUGUUCACUUCUUCCCUGUAAUUAUCACUGAAUCCCAUUCUCAAUCUCAUCCUCCGUUUCUAGGGUUUAUCGUCUUCUCGAUCUACUGCAUUUUCCACAUGUAUGUUUUUUUUCUUCUUCUAGAGAAUGUUGAAUUGUGAAGUAAGAUGAGUAAACGUGAAUUGUCAAGGAUGAAGCCAUCACCAGUUCCAUUGGCCACUUUGAUUGGUCGUGAGAUUCGAAAUGAGAAAGUUGAAAAACCUUUUGUCAAGUUUGGACAAGCUGGAUUGGCCAAGAAAGGAGAAGAUUACUUUUUAAUCAAAACAGAUUGCCACAGGGUUCCCGGGGAUCCAUCAACGGCGUUUUCCGUCUUUGCGAUUUUUGACGGGCACAACGGUAUAUCAGCUGCUAUUUAUACAAAAGAAAACUUGCUUAAUAAUGUUUUGAGUGCGAUACCGCAAGAUAUCAGCAGGGAUGCAUGGCUACAGGCCCUUCCUCGCGCUCUAGUUGUUGGUUUUGUGAAGACUGACACAGAGUUUCAGAAGAAGGGGGAAACUUCUGGAACAACAGCUACAUUUGUUAUAGUUGAUGGAUGGACCGUCACUGUUGCAUCUGUUGGGGAUUCCCGUUGCAUAUUAGAUACUCAGGGAGGUGUAGUUUCUCUCCUGACAGUUGAUCAUAGACUGGAAGAGAAUGUAGAAGAGAGGGAGCGUGUUACUGCGAGUGGUGGUGAAGUAGGACGACUCAAUAUAUUUGGGGGCAAUGAGGUAGGUCCUCUUCGCUGCUGGCCCGGUGGAUUGUGCCUAUCUAGAUCAAUUGGAGACACAGAUGUGGGGGAAUAUAUCGUACCAAUACCACAUGUUAAGCAAGUGAAACUUUCAAGUGCUGGUGGAAGGCUUAUUAUAGCCUCUGAUGGUAUUUGGGACACUUUAUCUAAUGAUAUAGCCGCCAUGUCAUGUCGGGGUCUACCUGCAGAGCUUGCUGCAAAGCUGGUGGUUAAGGAAGCUCUAAGAUCUAGAGGCCUGAAGGAUGAUACAACCUGCCUUGUCGUAGAUAUUAUUCCUUCUGACCACCCUGUAUUACUACCUACUCCAAAAAAGAAGCAUAAUAUGCUAACCACGCUUUUCUUUGGAAAGAAAUCUGAGAACUCCACAAACAAAGCUACUAGCAAGCUUUCUGCAGUUGGUGUUGUGGAAGAACUAUUUGAAGAGGGUUCUGCAAUGCUUAUAGAAAGGCUUGGUAAGGAUUUUCCAUUUGAUAAGAAUUCUGAGAUUUUCCGCUGUGCUAUUUGCCAAGUGGAUCAACCCCCUGGUAAUGGUCUAUCAGUGAACUCUGGACCUUUCUUUUCUCCAGCAUCUAAACCAUGGGAAGGCCCAUUUCUCUGCACAAACUGCCGGAACAAAAAAGAUGCCAUGGAAGGAAAGAGGCCAAGCAGACCUACCGUUACAGCAUAGUAAUUAUCUAAUAUUAUGGUUUCAUAGUAAAUAUUUGUAUAAUUUUAUCCGACAGUGAGCAUGCUUGAUUUUGCAUUUUCGUUGGUGAUUGUCUUAGAUGUGCAAGAAAUGAGGUUAAGUAAGAUAGGUCUAGUAAGUGUUUUGGAAGUUGUUACAAAUUUGAUUCUGGCUUGUGCUCAGCUGUUGGACUGACUGAUAGGACAAACAUGGUGUCUAGUAGAUAGGUGGUUUGUGCCAAGCUAACAGUUUGUAUUUGUAAGUAAACUGAAGCUAUGGUUACAUCUCCCAUUUGAGACCUUCAAUGGUACAGUCCCUUUUGAGACUAGAGGAAUUCUCUAAUGUUUCCGAAGAUCAGGAUUCUGUGAUCUCUGUUGACCCCCCACCCCCAACACAAAAUUGUCCAUGAAUGCGAAAAUUGUUGAUCAAGAUAGUUCUUUUGUUACUCAUUGUCGUCAAGAAGGUUAGUGAACACAUAGAUGCCGCCUGCCAGAGCAGUGACACCAAAAUGAUAAAAAAAUAGAGGGCUCCCAGAUUUUCCUUUGUGCCAUUCUUCUUCAACCUUUGUUCCGGAUGUUUACGAUCGCAAAGUGUAGAGCAUCUCUUAUAUGAACUAUUGGAUGCGGUUGUGUAACAAAAUUUUAUAUCAACUAUAUCUAUUACACUUUAAAAGUGUAAAAAUUUAUAACCAAAAUACAAUUCUAUUGAUUAGUAUUAAAAAAGUCUUGCCUAUAA